GCGGUGCACCCAGCAACAGUGGUCAUGCAGUCGAGAUGGUUCGAAAAAACAAACACUCGGCUCGACCGACUGUCGGCGAGCCGUACAAAUAUUUGAUAUUGACUCGCGAUCGCAACGAUAAUAACCGUAUAAUAAUAAAUAAUUGUACACGGCGCUAAUACAAUAUAUUGUAAUAUUGUCCGGCGCGGAAUCGUCAACGCGUUUGUGUGUCUGUUUUCCGUUUUAUCCAAAUACCGUUUCCGCUCAGUGGACACGUGGUGAUUGCGCAGAAAACGACGGCGUCGGCGAAAUGGACGGGUGUCGCCAGUUCCAAUAUCCGAUGCUGGCCUGGACUUACGGGUGUUUCGGCGAUGGUGCGGCCACUGCGCACAAAACAGCAGACGAACCUGCUGUCCACGGCGGGAAAGGGGCGGCGCCGGUGGACGAAAUCCAACAGCUGUCGGACGCCGUGCGCCGUGCGCUCGAGUGUCCGGUGUGCAAGGAACUGUCCGGUGCCAUUUCCAUGUGCUGCGACAACGGGCACGGCUUGUGCGACGAGUGCUCGUACACCAUGAACAGGCUUAACCCGGAUACGCCGCCCAAGUGUCCGCUGUGCCGUUCACCGCCCGCCCGCCUGGAGGAGGACGCAUGCUCACCACAGUCGCCCGCGUCGUUACAGCCGACGGACGAGACGGCGGCCUCAGAUCACCAGUCGCACAGUUCACGGCCAACGGGGGCCGUCCGACCACUGCCGCCGCCGGAGUCCGCCCGCAAGCUGCACGAGUUCAUGUCCAUCGUAAAGGUGUCGUGCAUUUACCGUCCGGUCGGCUGCCGUUACCUGGUAUACGUGAUAUCGGCCGCCACGCAUGAGUCUCUGUGCCCUUACGCCCCGCACGUCCGCUGCAUGGUGCCCUAUUGCCGAUGGUCCGGUGCCUACGGCGAUACGUUCCAGCACGUCGCCUCCGACCACCAGUUUUCAGCCUACGACGUAAUGGAAAACCAGUUCCUGAUGCCGGAUCUGACGUUCGGGCUGCAGGGCCCCAUGCGCCGAACGUACCUGACGAGGAACGUCCAGGACGACAACAUGCUCUACUGGGUGUGCGUGGCCCGGACGACGGCCAGGUCGACGGUGCCCGGCAUCCAAGUGGCCGUGCUCAAGGUGUACGACCCGGAUGCGCCCACAAAGCACGCCGAAGGGCCGCCGGACAUGGUGUUCCGGGUGCGGACUAUGAGCCAACAGGGCUGGCAGAGGCAGAGGGGCCGCUCGCGGUCCGUGUGCUGGGACCGAAUGGUGCUGGACCGCAUGACGCGGGUGGUGGCCAGCGACGGGUACCGAGAAAAGUGCAUAACCACACUGCACACGCCUCCGUGGUGCACUGUGAUCGUGCGCAACAACCUGUAUUACGAAGCCGCAAUCACGUGGAACUCGGUGGUCCGGUAAGCCCACUUGUGGGGCGACACCGAAACAGAGACGGACACGACGCGUCGUCAUAAUUAUUAUUCAUCAUUACUUAAUAGUUAAUAUUACCGUUGUCGAAUAAAUUUCGUCAAAUUUUUAACUGCACGACGAUGGAGGCAAAUGCGCAUUGCAUUCGACCGAUAGAUGUAAUACUUAUCUCAUUGAUCCUUCAUCGAAAUCACCGUCGCCUACAUCAAAAUAUUACUAGCCUCGUGCUACGCGCCUCAUAUGGUUCGACACUUGUUCAGGUGGCCAGUGGAAACCAUAUCG
This is a messenger RNA of Metopolophium dirhodum (rose-grain aphid), 1708 nucleotides long. RefSeq lists its product as uncharacterized. The coding region runs from base 290 to 1420 and encodes 376 amino acids. The record is from RefSeq and is a predicted model, not a curated record. The transcript is spliced from 2 exons. Gene Ontology annotation, molecular function: zinc ion binding. Lineage: Eukaryota; Metazoa; Arthropoda; Insecta; Hemiptera; Aphididae.